GUGGAGUUUCUCCUGCACACGCCCAUCGGGACGGAGAGUGAGAUUUUCAUUAAUCAACACGAUCAUCCGUUCAUCAGUCAGUCACCAUGAGCCGAGCCACACUCAACAUCAUUACCGCUUUAAUCCUCAUUCUCUCCCGAUCUUGCUACGCAAACCGCAAACUCCUGCUCUUUCUGAUCGAUGGAUUCCGUUAUGAUUACAUGGACGAUUUACAAAACAUGGCUGGAUUUAGAGAGAUCGUGGAAAACGGUGUGAAAGUGGAUUACAUGACUCCAGAUUUCCCCAGUCUGUCCUAUCCAAACUAUUACUCCCUCAUGACAGGACGCUAUUGUGAGGUGCAUCAGAUGACUGGGAAUUUCAUGUGGGAUAAGGACUCCAUGAAGGAAUUCCUGAUUGGAACGAAUCCGGACAGCCGUCUGCCCCUUUGGUGGGAUGGCUCAGAGCCACUGUGGGUGACCAUGCAGAAACUUGGAAAGAGUGUUUACAUGUAUUUCUGGCCUGGUUGUGAAGUGUCAAUUCUUGGGGUGAGACCUACAUUCUGUGAGGAAUAUGUCUACAAUCCUUCAGAGAAGAACCUGACAGACUCUAUGGAGAGUGCUCUCAACAUGUUAAAGAGCAAUAAAGCAGACAUGGCUGCCAUUUAUUACGAGAAGAUAGAUGUGGAAGGACAUCAUUACGGGCCUCAAUCUAUUCAAAUACAGCGUGCCGUACAUUCACUGGACCAGGCUUUCCAAACCCUCAACCGCAAAAUCAAGGAGAAUAAAAUGAGAGAUGAGAUAAAUGUGGUCCUGUUCUCUGAUCACGGUAUGACCGAGCUCAAGUGGAUGGAGAAAGUCAUUGAACUGGACAAAUACAUUGACAUGUCAAAAAUCAUCAAGAUGAUGGACAGAGGGCCAGUGGUCAGUCUGUGGCCCAAACAGGACAAGUUUGAGGAGAUAUAUCAAAACCUGAGUACAGCACACAACAUGAAUGUUUACAAGAGGCAAGAAAUCCCAGACCGCUACCACUAUAAGAAAGGGAGGUUUGUCUCUACGCUAACACUUGUCGCAGAGCCCGGAUGGUUUAUCACUGAGAAUAAAGCCAAAUUGCCCUUCUGGAAAAACGGAACAGAAGAGGCAGAGGGCUGGCAGCACGGUUGGCACGGUUACGAUAAUGAGUUUUUGGACAUGAGGGGAUUUUUUCUGGCACAAGGACCAGACUUCAAGACGAACUACCGUUCUGCUCCCAUUCGAACAGUGGAUGUGUAUAAUGUUUUGUGCAAGACGUUGGGGAUCAAACCUCUGCCCAACAACGGCUCGUGGUCUCGAGUGGAGAGUAUGCUGAAGAACUCGGCGGCCGCUGUACGACCCGCUCUGAUCUACAGCUGGAUGCUGAUGCUGCUGACCCUGUCUGUGCUGCUCUAGAACUCUCUAUGACUGCAUUUUCAUCCAGAAGCACUGCACAAACCAUAUCAGACUGAAGAGAAGAUUGCAAAAGAGAAUACCUGUAUAAUAAUAGGGUGUUAGAGUGUGUGCCAUGGCACCAGAUAAUUUCUUUUCAUCAGCUUUUUACUGGACUGCCUCUAUUUUUGAGUUGUUAAUGUCACGGAAUGCUGACGCAAUAGAAGAAAUGAUUGUGAUGACAUUAGAUGAACCAACUUGCACGUUCAAUAUACGGAGAUUUACACUGGCGGCCAAAAGUUUGGAAUAAUGUAAAUAUUUUGUUCUUAUGGAAAGAAAUUGGUACUUUUUUUCACCAAAGUGGCAUUCAACUGAUCACAAUGUAUAGUCAGGACAUUAAUAAUGUGAAACAUUACUAUUACAGUUUGAAAGAAAUGCUCAGAACUUCUUAAACUACUUCAAAGAGUUCUCUUCAAAAAAUCCACCACGUGCAGUAAUGACAGCUUUGCAGAUCCUUGAUGUUCUAGCUGUCAGUUUAUCCAGAUACUCAGGUGACAUUUCACCCCACACUUCCUGUAGCACUUUCUUGCACUUCUCACACACCUUACAGUCUGAUCCCACUAAAGCUCAAAGGGGUUAUGAUCCAUAAAACUCUUCUCUAAUUAUCUGUUGUCCAGUGUACAAAAGUAGCUUUUUCUUUGCAAUUCUUCCCAUAAGUCCUGCACCCCUGAGUCUUCUCUUUACUGUUGUACAUGAAACUGGUGUUGAGCGGGUAGAAUUCAAUGAAGCUGUCAGCGGAGGACAUGUGAGGCGUCUAUUUCUCAAACUAGAGACUCUGAUGUACUUAUCCUCUUGUUUAGUUGUACAUCUGACCUUCCACAUCUCUUUCUGUCCUUGUUAGAGACAGUUGUCCUUUGUCUUUGAAGACUGUAGUGGACAUCUUUGUAUGAAAUAUUUUUGGCAAUUUCAAGCAUUGUAUAGCCUUCAUUCCUCAAAACAAUGAUUGACUGUUGAGUUUCUAGAGAAAGCUGUUUCUUUUUUGCCAUUUCUGACCUAAUAUUGACCUUAAGACAGUCUAUUGCAUACUGUGGCAACACAAAAAGACAACGAUAAUCUUAAUUUAAUGAAUCAAAUAUCUGUCAGCAGUGUUUGAUAUAAUGGCAAGGGAUUUUCUAGUUUCAAAUGACCAAUUUAUCAUAAUUACUCAAGAAUAAGGUGUUGGAGUGAUGCUGCUGUCUAGAUUUGAUCAAAAAUGACUUUUUUCAAAUAGUGAUGGUGUUUUUUACAUCAGUAAUGUCCUGACUAUACUUUGUGACCAGAUUAAUGCCACUUUGGUGAAUUAAAGUACCAAUUUCCUUCCGAAACAGCAAAACCUGUACAUUGUUCCAAACUUUUGGCCGCCAGUGUGUAUUUUAGAAAGAUAUAUUUUAUUCUAUAAUAUUCUCCAUGUUCUUCAUCUGUUCAUUCGUUACUUUCUAUUGUUUUGUUUUUGUCUCUGUACAUCCAAUUAAUCUGUCUGUUUUAUAACACAGAGAAACACAUAUAACACAUUUUACAGUAUCUUUUUCUGAUACUGUUAAAUGUAAUUAUUUCACAUGUUUAGCCUCACUGCCAAGAUCACUAAAGUUUUGUAUUUAAGGCAUUACUUGUGUUAUUUGAUUAUUGUUACAGUUUUUAUUUCUUUAACAAUAAUACUUUCUAUUAGUACAGGGUUUGUACUCAUUUUUUCUAAAUAAAAGAGAAUUUUCCUCAUACUAUCUCCAGGACAUAUUUUCCAUCUGUUUUUGUAGUUUUAUUCAUUGAUUGAUUGAUUAUAGGUUCACUUUCAGUGUGCUAUUGUAUUUAUACUUUUAUUUACAGUGGUACUCCUAUUCUAUUUCUGUGCUCUUUC
Messenger RNA from Xyrauchen texanus (razorback sucker), 3270 nucleotides. It is a transcript of the gene enpp6, whose product is annotated as ectonucleotide pyrophosphatase/phosphodiesterase 6. NCBI's taxonomy places the organism in Eukaryota, Metazoa, Chordata, Actinopteri, Cypriniformes, Catostomidae. Bases 87 to 1403 code for a protein of 438 amino acids. The record is from RefSeq and is a predicted model, not a curated record. The transcript is spliced from 8 exons.